GUUACCUAGCAACGGCGAACGCUGAGAUCGGCGAUGGAAGCUGGCCUGUGAGCGCUGAUCAGGCCCCGAAGCUAGCAGGGCAAAGACGAAUAACUUAUCAUGGAUGACGAUGACCUGGAUGAGCUGCUGGAUGAAGUGGAAAACAAGUUCUGUAGUAAAGCUUCUGCAGCGUCUUCCGGUCUAAAACGUAACAAAGACGAAAAUAAACAGGAAGGUUGGAGUGCUGCAAAAUGUGAGCCACAUAAAAGCAGUGUUUCUGAGGAUAUUGAUGACCUACUGGAAGAAUUACUGGAGGAUGAAUACAACAGUUCUCCUCAGUCAAAGGGUGAACAGUUUUCUAAAAGAGAACAAGCAGAGAAGAAACUCUCGUCACAGUCUGCUGGAAGAAAGUGCUGUCCUGUUUUCAUCGGUGGGAGCUCAGUAACAAACGGUGUUGGAACAGCCACUUCCAAAAGGUCAUGUGACCAGCUGAGGUGCAUCUCCUGUGACUUCCGGGUGUUGAUGUUUGACGAUUCUGAAUGGGACGCAUCAUGUGACUACCUGUUCCUCAGGAACAACGUGCCGGACCGCCAGAAGCUCCGAGCCAAACUGAAGAAGAGGAAGGGUUUGCGGGCUUACGCCUGCCAGUGCACCUGGCUCUCCAGCUCAGAGACGACGGACCUCAGAGACCAGCCUCAGCUCAGAUGGGUCUGUGGCAAACAUCUGGACUGAUGCUCACAGCUGGGAAACAUGGCGCUCACACAGCAUGGACCACAAACGGUAGCUGGUAGUUUCUCAGACACAUCGAUAAGACAUCUAAAAAACCUGAUGAUGAAACUAAAACUUAUUAGUUUGAGUAAUAAUGAGUUUGAGGUGAAAACAGAAAUGUGUUUUGGAUGGUGGAGUAAAUCCAAACUGAUAAAACCGGCAGCAUAAAUGAACCUUGGAGACAGUUUUGUUUCACUUCACUGAGUGAAGUGAAACAAUCAAAGGAGAUCUAAAAAUAUGUUUUAAAACAUUUAGGAACUGUUUGUUGGGCUCCUCAAUGGUCCCAAUAUUGUUCUUUGUCGAACCUUUUGAUCUUUAAUGUUCAGUAACAGUUCCUUAAUGCUAAGUGCAUAACAGAAAUGCACUGAUGUGGAAAUUUGACCCGAUAUUAAUAUCUGAUCUGAACAGGGUUUGUAAAAUCAUAUAAUAAUAUUGCUCUAUCAUAAUAUUUUUAAAUAUUUUAAAAAUAUUUUGAAGUAAUUGAUGUAGAAAAUCUGUUGAGAUGUGGAAUAUUUUUUAAUAUUUGAGCUCAUUUUUAUGUUUAAAACCAGAAACUAUGAGAUAAAUGUUUAUUGUAAUUCAGUUUGUGUUCAUUUUUGUGUGUUUUUUUUUGUUUGUUUUUUACAUCAUAGAAUAUACAUUUUAUCUUCUUCUUUCCUCCUGUUUCAUCAGUGGAAUCCCAUUCUGAGUUUACUUCAUCUCAAACAUAAACUGAUUGUGACCAAUUUUUACUAUUUUCUUUCUAGCUUCUGUCAGCCUGUGUGUCUCCUUAAUUGUUAAAUGCUUCAUUAUUCUGUCUCUUACUUAUUACUGUACUGAGCAUGCUCGGUGCAGUUUUUGUCCCAAAAUUAAAAACAGUGUUACCUCUGUAGUGAGAGGGAGCUAGAAUAUUAAAUGUGCAACCAUGAAAACAAUAAAAAGGAGGUUCACACCAAACAAUCUUCAAAUAAGUCGACAUGCAGAUGAAUUUUUAAAUCUAAGUAAAAACUUUUUAAAAAAUGAAUAGUGUUUUAGUUUAUUUCUGCUUUUAAGCAUCUUCUCAAGUUUCCUUCCCUUAAUUAAUCCUUUAUUAGUUGUAAUAAUGUUUGAUAAUUAAAUAUGAAUGUCUUAAUUUUCACAUAAAACAUCAUGACUGAUUUGUUAGUGUUGCCUGCAUGUUUAAUCAGUGACCUGAUGUUUUUAUGGCAUCAAUAUUUAAUCAUAAUUUAGAAAGAGUACUGCACCCAGAGAAAGAGUUAACCAUCCUGUUAAUGAUUAUAAUCAUUUCUCUGAUUAUAAUCAGACUCGAAGGCCUGUUUUUAAAACUGAGAACGGUCUGAUGAAAUGUUAUUUCCUAAGUCAAAUCACAUUUCAGUGUGAUUACAUUUUGACGAUAAAUAUUGUCUCUCGUUGGAGUAAUGGAGAUAUUGAGUUUGCAAAGCAGUUUGUGGAAAGAAGCAUUCUAGACUAAACAAACUCAAUCCAGCUUGAGAUAAGCUCAAAUGAGAACCAAAGGAUUUAUACAAGCUGAGAAAAUACUUUUACACCACCCGAAACUGAAAAACUUUUAAUAUUAUAGAUCGAAAAAUGAGAUAUGUUGCUAAGCUCAGCUUCCAUUAGACUGAAACAAAACCUCAGAAUUAAGAGGUUGAACUCAUGAACCAUGCUGAACAUUUAGUUUCUGUUUCUGUCACUCUGCAGAGGAAAUGUCAG
Molecule: messenger RNA, 2439 nt
Organism: Gambusia affinis (western mosquitofish)
Lineage: Eukaryota; Metazoa; Chordata; Actinopteri; Cyprinodontiformes; Poeciliidae
Gene: cfap418
Product: cilia and flagella associated protein 418
Exons: 6
Coding region: 100-711 (203 amino acids)
Cellular component (GO): cytosol
Source: RefSeq, a predicted model, not a curated record